AUGCAGCAGGUGCAGCCUUUGCCCAAAACACCUAUUAGUGAUGCGUUUUAUGAAGAUCAGGCAAGCUACGGAGAUGAUUUUUAUGAAGAAGGUCCAUUUGAAGAAAGACAUCAUGGAAUAAAACACUAUUUUAAAAACUUUCUCCUUCCAAGGCACGAGAAAUCUUAUCUUCACAGUAUUCAUCUAGAAUGCCAAAGAGAGAGUUCAUGUGAGCUUGAGUAUCUACAAAAUCCAUUCCAAUACAUGGACUACGAACCUUUGGGAAAUUACAUGUUGUGCAUAUCCAAAAGAUACGGAUUCAUGGGUAGUCAUGGACAUUUAAAUUUUGAAAACUUAAAAUACAAGCUUGGAAUGAUCUGUGGUAGUGAAGAUCCUGAGAUUUACAUCAAUAUCUACAUGUGCGGUUCCCUCCUACAAUCCUGUUCGUACAGCUAUAAACCUUUGGAACUGUUUGGAUCAUCACGGUUUCCACUUCCUUAA
This is a messenger RNA of Diabrotica balteata, 480 nucleotides long. Lineage: Eukaryota; Metazoa; Arthropoda; Insecta; Coleoptera; Chrysomelidae. The record is from the annotation of a GenBank genome assembly.